AGAGGUAGAAGAUCCUCCCAUCCCCACCCAUCCCAGUUAAUUAUUUUCUCUGGUAUGUGAAGUGGGAGACUAAUAUGAAUGAAUUUGCAGGAUCCUGAGUUUCUGCCUCGAAUGGGGGUGGAGGACACUAAGGUGCUUGAGACUGAGAAAAUUAUGUUCUCCCUACUCACCAAUCCAGCUGGGGCAUAAGAGAGGCUCUGUGUAUUUACCAUUUGAAAUUCUGAAUGAUGGUUGACUGCUUUUCCUGUCAUAAUUUGGUCAGUAGGACAUGUAUCCAGAAUACUUUUUUCCAGACCUAAAGCGAUUCUUGUAUAAAAAGUUACCAAGUGUUGAAGGGCUCCAUGCCAUUGUUGUAUCAGAUAGAGACGGAGUACCUGUUAUUAAAGUGGCCAAUGACAAUGCUCCAGAGCAUGCAUUGCGACCUGGUUUCUUAUCCACUUUUGCCCUGGCAACAGACCAAGGGAGCAAACUUGGACUUUCAAAAAAUAAAAGUAUCAUCUGUUACUAUAACACCUACCAGGUGGUUCAGUUUAAUCGUUUACCUUUGGUGGUGAGUUUCAUAGCCAGCAGCAGUGCCAAUACAGGACUAAUUGUCAGCCUAGAAAAGGAACUUGCUCCAUUAUUUGAAGAAUUGAGACAAGUUGUGGAAGUUUCUUAAUCUGACAGUGGUUUUAGUGUGUACCUUAUCUUCAUUAUAAUAACACACUAUCAAUCCAGCAAUCUUUAGACUACAAUAAUACUUUUAUCCAUGUGCUCAAGAAAGGGCCACUUUUUCCAACUUAUACUAAAGAGCUAGCAUAUAGAUGUUAAUUUAUGGAUAGAUCAGUUGCUAUAUUUUCUGGUGUAGCGUCUUUCUUAUUUAGUGUGAUCUAGGGAUACCACAGAAAUGGUUCAGUCUAUCACAGCUCCCAUGGAGUUAGUCUGGUCGCCAGAUAUGGAUGAGAGAUUCUGUUCAGUGGAUCAGAAUCAAACUGGUACAUCGAUCCACUUGAGCCGUUAAGUGCUCCCAAUUGUACAAUAUGCCCAGGCUUGCAGAAUGAAGCCAGCUUUUUAUUGUGAAUAAUAAUAAGGACAUAUUUUUCUUCAGAUUAUGUUUUAUUUCUGUGCAUUGAGUGAGGAACAUAAAAUGGCUUGAUAAAAGUAAUAAAAUCAGUACAAUCACUAACUUUACUUUGUACAUAUUAUUUUGCAGUAUAGAUGAAUAUUACUAAUCAGUUUGAUUAUUCUCAGAGGGUGCUGCUCUUUAAUGAAAAUGAAAAUUAUAGCUAAUGGUUUUUCCUCAAACUCUGCUUUCUGUAACCAAUCACUGUUUUAAUGUUUGUGUGUUCUUUAUAAAAUUUAAAUACGAUUCGUUAUUCUGUUUCCAAUGUUAGUAAGUAUGUAAACAUGAUAGUAUAGCCAUUUUUUUCAUUCGUGAGUGAAAAUAAAAUAGUAUUUUUAAAAAUAUAGUUUGAGCACUAUAUAGGUCCUUUUUUUGUUCAGACUUUUUCCAAAAAUCUAAACUUAAUUACUCUUUCAGCCACAUGAAUAAAUAAUGAGUGUUUCUUGUAGGUAUUGGUUUGGAGGUUGUUUUACGGCAGUAUAAACUGUUAAUUGGAAAAUAAACCUCAGGUUGCAGUCAGCCGAGAUUGCGCCACUGCACCCUAGUCUGGGCAACAGAGACUCCGUCUCAAAAACAAAACAGAAAAGAAACCAAGAAACCUCAGGCAUGAAGCUAAUUUAAUCUCCAUGAAAGAAGGACUACAGUUCUAGAAUAUACCCUUUAUGUUCAGGAAUGCAGUCUAUCAUUCAGAGUUGUUAAUUUCUCUCUAGUUUCUUUGACAAUCAAUUUUUCCCUGGAACAGUUCAGUACAUGUGCAUUGAGCACCUGUGUGCCAGUCAGCAGAGCUAUCACAUUGCACAAUGCUAAGAAGCACCAUUCAUGUCACAUCAUAUUUCUAUGCUCUGGGAGUUGCUUUUCACAUAGAAUAUGUGUGAUUGUUAUCCCUAAAAUUGUGCAGUGAGGCAGUUGGCUAGGUGCUGUGCUGCUUUUUCUUUGUUUUUGUUGUUUUUUUUUUUUUUUUUAGAGACAGAGUCUUGCCAUGUUGCCCAGUCUGGAGUGCAGUGGUGGCAUGAUCUUGCCUCGCUAUAACCUCUGCCUCCUGGGUUCAAGCUGUUCUCAUGCCUCAUUCUCUCUUGUAGCUAGGAUUACAGUCUUACACCAUUGUGCUUGGCAAAUUUUUAUAUUUUCAGUAGAGACAGGAGUUCACCAUGUUGGCCAGGCUGGUCUUGAACUCCUGACCUCAAGGGAUCCGCCUGCUUUGGCCUCCCAAAAUGCUAGUAUUACACGUGUGAGCCACAGCACCAGGCCAUGUGCUACUUUUUCUUCCUUCCAUCCUUCUACCCUCCUUCCAGUGUAAAUAUGAGAUUAAUUUGUGAUACUGUCCUUUAAAGAACUUAGAGGUCAGUAAAGGAAGCGGGUAUAGAAAGUGCUAUGAUAAAGCUAUACAUAGGAUGGUAUAGAACCACAGACUAGAGGCACCUAAAAUGGGCAAGAAAAUAGCCUUUACAAAUAAAUAGAAGCAAGAGAUACAAUGCUUUACUUGCAAAAAAACCACAAAUACAGUCAUGUACCAUAUAAUGAUGUUUCAGUUAAUGAAAGACCACAUACGAGGGUGGUCAGAACAGCAGGCUAUACCAUAUAGCCUAGGUGUGUAGUAGUAGGCUAUACCAUCUGAGGUUCCUGUCAGUACAGUAUGAUGUCCAUAUAAUGAUGAAAUCACCUAACAAAGCAUGUCUCGAAAUGUAUCCACAUUGUUAAGCAACACAUGACUGUAGUUAAUUGUUACAAUUGAAAUAUUAGAUGUACUCAUUAAAAUCCAGAAUUCCCAUUAUCUAGAUUAUUAUUUAAUAAUGUUCAGGAAAUUUUGCCAGUGCAAUAGUGCAUUAAACAAUGUCUUUUAGAAAUGAGGUGGCCAGAUUUCUAUUUGCAGGUAAUAAUUGUAUAUCGAAAACUAGAAAAAGAAAUGAUUAUAAAUGGAGCUACUUAACCUUUACAUGUUGAAUGCUGCCACUGUUAAAAUUUCUGAGGGGGUAUAAUAGAGAAACUAUCCCAUAGUUCAUCUGGAAAAAUAAGUAGGUGAAAAUAGCUAAGAAGUUUUUGAAAGGGUAAUAUAAACCUAGAUUAACUAUUUUUGAAAGGUAGUACAGAACUGAAUGCACAAUUAGAUAUCUAUGGUAGGUACUCACCCAAAAAAUAUUUCAGUAUCAUACAUGUGAGGGCUUAAAACAUUGUGAUAACGAUGGGAUCACAAUGGGAAAAGGAUUAUCCAAUAAGUAGGGCAGGCAUUCUCUGUGCCUGCUAGGGAAGUGUAACUUGUUAUACUCUUUAUGUACAGCAGUUGGCAGUCUAUGAAACUUAAAUUCACAUACAUAACCUUUUGCCCUGCAGUUCCACUUCUAGAAAUUUAUCCUACCAAACAAAGCACAUAGAUGUGCAAAAGUAUGUAUUUACAAGUAUAUUCUUUGCAACUUGGUAAUAUCAAAGAAUUGGAAGCAACCUAAAUAUCUGCCAUAGGUAGGAUAACCGUAUCCUCUGGCUUUUUGAACACUAUCAGUUUAUACCUGCUGUUCUUGGUAUAAUUAUUAAUCGUGCUCCUUUCACUCUCAUUGUCUCACUUUAGAUAAUAAAUUACACAGGAUUGGUGAAACAAAUUUCAUUUGCCCAGUGGAAAAAGGAAUGAAGAAGUGCUUUAGGUACUGAGAUGAAAGGAUCUCUAAGGCAUAAUAAUGUUUAUCGAGAAAAGCAUGGUGUGAAACUGUGUGGCAUGCUACAAUUGAUGUAUAAGAAGAAAAAUGUGUGUAUUCAUAUUUGUUUGUGUAUGGUAGACUGUCUCUGAAGAUAUACAUGGAAGAACCUGAUCACAUUGGUAGUCUCCAAGGAGUGGAACUAGAUACCUGGGGGAUAAGGAUCCCAGGAGUGCUCCUUUUCAUUGUAAACUUCAUUGUACUUUGAGUUUUUAACUGUUCAAAACUAUAAAAUUAGAAAUAAAAUAUUUCAACAAACAAUAAAA
This is a messenger RNA of Chlorocebus sabaeus (green monkey), 4052 nucleotides long. NCBI's taxonomy places the organism in Eukaryota, Metazoa, Chordata, Mammalia, Primates, Cercopithecidae. The record is from RefSeq and is a predicted model, not a curated record.